AUGACACCGAUCAAGGUUCCUACUUCAAAGCCCUCAAAGGCCAAUAAAUCAUCAGAAAGCUCAUAUCGCCUCGAGACAUAUCUUCAAAGUGACCCCACCGUCACCGAAAGGUUGAUGAACAACUCCGGCCUCGACGGGAUACUGGGUCGGAUUGGUACCUUGGAGGCCAAAGUAAAUGCGCUGGCGCAAUCAUCUUAUGGGUCUCCCUCACCAAGGUCUGGAAGCGCGAACAGUCGAUGA
Molecule: messenger RNA, 240 nt
Organism: Neurospora hispaniola
Lineage: Eukaryota; Fungi; Ascomycota; Sordariomycetes; Sordariales; Sordariaceae
Exons: 2
Coding region: 1-240 (79 amino acids)
Source: RefSeq, a predicted model, not a curated record